Messenger RNA from Sphaeroforma arctica JP610, 375 nucleotides. RefSeq lists its product as hypothetical. The coding region runs from base 1 to 375 and encodes 124 amino acids. Gene Ontology annotation, molecular function: ATP binding; protein serine/threonine kinase activity. Lineage: Eukaryota; Ichthyosporea; Ichthyophonida. The record is from RefSeq and is a predicted model, not a curated record. The transcript is spliced from 4 exons.
AUGGCCACAUCACAGACCCCCUACCACGAAUGCAAAUCUUUUACGGAAGUAUACAAACAGGAUGUGGAUUCGGGUACGUGGGGAUUUCUGGCCAACGUUCGCUUACGCGAAACGCGACGUCUGACUACGGGACACCAGUACGCUUUCUUCAGCAAGAAGGCCUCGGGCGAACGCCAAUCCCAAUUAAGUUUGAUCAUGGCCCUGAGCGACGGGAUGAGGCGUCAAAUACAGACACCAUACAACUCCGACACCGACUCACCGGAAAGCAUAGCGUACGAACUAGUCCAAGAGGGCCUUUUGUGCGAAAAAGACAGGCUGAGGAUGCGGGAGAAGAUUGAAUCAGAAUACAACAGGGGCAAUAUCAGCAAGAAUUGA